Molecule: messenger RNA, 1839 nt
Organism: Trametes versicolor FP-101664 SS1
Lineage: Eukaryota; Fungi; Basidiomycota; Agaricomycetes; Polyporales; Polyporaceae
Exons: 9
Coding region: 1-1839 (612 amino acids)
Molecular function (GO): metallopeptidase activity
Source: RefSeq, a predicted model, not a curated record
AUGAGACAGCUCCUCUCCAUCCUUGCAUUGCUGGUUGUUUCGGUGCUUUCCACGGGUGUUCGUCACCCACAUGAGCUCGUCGCUAUCCUAGACCCCAUCUCGCAACAGUGCAGACAUGUUGCCUUACGGGAGCUAGCGCAGUUCAGAGGCCUCUUUGACGAUGGAUACGCCGCUCGCAAAACUAUUGAUACUGGGGAAGAACGCAUCCAACUCGUCCACUAUGAUCAAAAUUAUUUGUGGACGUAUGCAGAGAGUCUAUGCGGGAAGAGAGACUCCUGGAACUUCCAUUAUAUCGUGCCAGAGGAGCCUCUUGCUGAGCAGGCUAGCCAAAUCGUUCUCCAGUCAUCUACUAGCUCUGCCUACAGAGUCGAAGUACCGCCGCUCGAAGUGGAGCCUCUCAUAACGUCCGGAGACUCCAGGAAUCGCGUCGACCUCGUGUUCUUCGCAGAUGGUUACACGUCCGAAGAGAGAGACAAGUUCUUUGACGACGCGAUGCGUCUUGCCGAGGACAUCUCGGGCAACCAGACCUUCUACACCGUGAAGCCGCUACUCAACUUCUGGGGAGCGUUCACGCCGAGCAAGGAGAGCGGCGUUGGCAGUGGAGGCAAACCAAAAGACACACCAUUUGGACUGUAUCGCGACGGGACCGAGCUCCGCGGAGUGUAUUACAGCAAGCCGGAGGUGGCUCGCGAAGCUUGCUUCUCCUUGGGUGGACAGUGCGACUAUCCAAUACUGAUGGGUGCCGACUCACCCUUUACGCAAGGGCUGGGAGGCGAAUUCACAGUCAUCACACCCUCCCUCGCAAAUGGGGCUUUGGUGUUGAGACAUGAACUGGGUCACUCCGUCAUCGACGUUGGCGAAGAGUACGACGGCGGCUUCGCCUACUUCGGCGCGAACGCCGCGCACAACGUCACCGUCACCGACAUCCCCUGGGCGCACUGGCUUACCAACUCCUCGCACGCGCACUCUCACUCGGCCUCCAAAGAAACCCUAACGGCACGCGUCGAACGAUCAGUAAUGCCGCUGCAGGCGUACCCGUGGACGCUCCUGAACACCUCUGAGCCAUGGGCGACGACCUUCAACUCCUCAGGGACGUACGCCUGGCACCUCGUGCGCUUCUCGUUGUCGGGGCUGCCGGAGAAAGAUGACCUGCGCGUGGAGCUCGACGGGCACGACCUCGGGUGGGUCCCGCGCGCGGAUAUCGGCGUCGACAGGUGGCACUACGACAUCAAGCUGAACCGUACCCUGGAAGGCGGCGAGCACAAUGUGUCGUUCACGCUGCGUAACGCGAAGCGGAAGGGUGAGGCGCAGUUAUGCAGCGUAGAGGUUCUGGAGUUUGGCGAUGAGGACGAGUUCGUUACGAAGCCGGGGCAUUACAGCCUCUACCCCACGUUCUCGGACAAAAACGAGACGUCGUACCGGCCAACGAACGAAGACUGUCUCAUGCGCAUCGUGACCACGCCCAACUUCUGCAAGUCCUGCACGGAAGGCCUCUGGCACGCCCUCCUCCACCGCGUCGACCCCAUCGACGACCUCCAGCCCAGCUGCACGCGCGACGCCUCCGGGACCUCAGAGCGCACGCUCGAGCUCAGCCUCGUCCCCCUCGCGCACCUCCGGGAGCACCCGGUGGACGUCGCGGAGAGCUACACCAUCACCUGGUCGAAGGACGGCGCGGUUGUCGAGGCGUUCACGAACAAGACGACGCUCGUGGACGAGGGCGACGCGGUGGGGAGCUAUGCGGUGCAUGUGCAGUACACGACGGAGGAGGUGCGGGUGGACCCGCGCGGAUUGCUGACGUCCACCGCUGCGGUCUUUGUGGGUACCCGAUGCGGGGCUUAG